This is a messenger RNA of Marmota flaviventris (yellow-bellied marmot), 4818 nucleotides long. Lineage: Eukaryota; Metazoa; Chordata; Mammalia; Rodentia; Sciuridae. The record is from RefSeq and is a predicted model, not a curated record.
GUGCGGGGCUCAGAAGAUGGCUGCGGAGCUGAGCGCCGGGCAGUGGCUGCGGCGGCGGCAGCGGGCGGGGAGCGCGGCGGGCAGGGGUUCCGCCUUGCGCGUGGGGCGCUGAACUGAGAGGCGCGGAGGCGGCGAGGGCGCGCGGGGGUCUUGGGGGCUGCUCGGCGCCGCCUCCCUGCCACCCGCCUCACCAUGGGCAGCGCGGAGGAUGCGGUCAAAGAGAAACUGCUGUGGAACGUGAAAAAGGAGGUGAAGCAAAUCAUGGAGGAAGCUGUCACCAGGAAGUUUGUUCAUGAGGAUAGCAGCCACAUCAUUGCUCUGUGUGGUGCUGUGGAGGCUUGCCUCCUGCAUCAACUGAGACGCCGUGCUGCUGGCUUCCUGCGCAGUGACAAGAUGGCAGCUCUGUUCACCAAGGUGGGGAAAACGUGCCCUGUGGCUGGGGAGAUUUGCCACAAGGUACAGGAGCUGCAACAACAAGUAGAGGGCAGGAGACCCUCAGGAGGUGGCCAGGAGGCCCUGCGGAAACAGGGCUCAGCUGGUGGGAAGGCCCCGGUCCUCAGCCCACAGGCCUUGAAGCACAUAUGGGUACGCACAGCACUCAUGGAGAAAGUUCUGGACAGGGUUGUGCAGUACCUGGCGGAGAACUGCAGCAAGUACUACGAGAAGGAAGCAUUAUUGGCAGACCCUGUGUUUGGCCCCAUCCUGGCCUCUCUUCUAGUGGGACCCUGUGCCUUGGAAUACACAAAGCUCAAGACGGCUGAUCACUAUUGGACUGACCCCUCUGCUGAUGAGCUAGUCCAGAGGCACCGUAUCCGGGGUCCCCCUAGUCGCCAGGAUUCUCCUGCAAAGCGCCCUGCCCUGGGGAUCCGGAAGCGACAUUCUAGUGGCAGUGCAUCAGAGGACAGGCUAGCCGCCUGUGCCCGCGAGUAUGUGGAGUCCCUGCACCAGAACUCAAGAACACAACUGCUCUACGGCAAGAACAACGUGCUGGUGCAGCCGAAGGAGGACAUGGAGGCUGUCCCUGGCUACCUCUCUCUACACCAGUCUGCAGAGAGCCUAACUUUGAAGUGGACCCCCAACCAGCUCAUGAACGGGACUCUGGGGGACACUGAGCUGGAAAAGAGUGUUUACUGGGACUAUGCCCUGGUGGUGCCCUUCAGUCAGAUCGUCUGUAUUCACUGCCAUCAACAAAAGAGCGGUGGCACACUUGUGCUGGUGAGCCAGGACGGCAUCCAGAGACCACCACUGCACUUCCCACAGGGAGGACACCUGCUGUCCUUUCUGUCCUGUCUGGAGAAUGGGCUUCUGCCUCGAGGACAGCUUGAGCCCCCACUGUGGACCCAGCAGGGGAAGGGCAAGGUGUUCCCCAAGCUGCGGAAACGCAGUAGCAUGCGACCUGUGGAUGUGGAGGAGCUGGGCAUGGGGCGGGCCACAGACUACGUGUUCCGGAUCAUCUACCCUGGGCAUAGGCACGAGCACAUCACUAUUAACUACCACCACCUAGCGGCCAGCCGCGCGGCCUCGGUGGACGAUGAUGAGGAAGAGGAGGAUAAACUGCACUCGAUGCUCUCAAUGAUCUGCUCGCGGAACCUCACAGCUCCCAAUCCGAUGAAAGAUGCUGGCGACAUGAUCGAGAUGCAGGGCUUUGGGCCCAGCCUGACAGCCUGGCACCUAGAACCCCUGUGCAGCCAGCGCUCCUCUUGCCUCUCCUGCUCCUCUAACAGCUCCCCAUAUGCAACCCCCAGUCACUGCAGCUGUGUCCCAGACCGGUUGCCCCUCAGGCUGCUGUGUAAGAGCAUGAAGAGGCAGAUCGUGUCCCGGGCCUUCUAUGGCUGGCUGGCCUACUGCCGCCACCUGUCCACAGUACGGACCCACCUGUCAGCACUGGUGCAUCACAACAUUAUCCCACCUGAUCGACCCCCAGGGGCCUUGGGAGGCCUCACCAAGGAUGUGUGGAGCAAGUAUCAGAAGGACAAAAAGAACUAUAAGGAGCUGGAGCUGCUAAGGCAGGUGUACUACGGAGGUGUGGAACAUGAGAUCCGCAAGGACGUCUGGCCCUUCCUCCUUGGCCACUAUAAAUUUGGCAUGAGCAAAAAGGAGAUGGAGCAGGUAGACACAGCGGUGGCAGCAAGGUACCAGCAGGUGUUGGCGGAAUGGAAGGCCUGUGAGGUGGUGGUGAGGCAGCGGGAGCGGGAAGCUCACCCAGCCACGCUCACCAAGUUCUCCUCAGGCAGCAGCAUCGACAGCCACGUGCAGCGCCUCAUCCACCGAGACUCCACCAUCAGCAACGACGUGUUUAUCUCUGUGGAUGAUCUGGAGCCCCCAGGGCCUCAGUGCCCCGAAGAUUCCAGACCAAAGCCUGAGCAGGAGCCAGGAGUUGGGACUCCAGGCACAGCCAUGGUGGAGCAGCAGCAGUCAGUGGAGUUUGAUUCUCCCGACUCAGGGCUGCCGUCCUCCCGCAAUUACUCUGUGGCAUCAGGCAUCCAGUCCAGCCUAGAUGAGGGCCAGAGUGUGGGCUUUGAAGAGGACGGUGGUGGAGAAGAAGGCUCUGAUGGGCCAGCACCUACAGGCCACACUUUCUCUGAGCCUCAGGAUCCCAGCCAAGAAAAGGUUUCACAGGCCAGUGAGCUGGAGGCAGCCGGAGAGCUCACAGCUGUGUGUGCUGCGGCCUACACUAUAGAAUUAUUGGACACCGUGGCCUUAAAUCUACACCGCAUAGACAAGGACGUGCAGAGAUGUGACCGGAACUACUGGUAUUUCACAACCCCCAACCUCGAGCGGCUCAGAGACAUCAUGUGCAGCUAUGUGUGGGAGCACCUGGACGUGGGCUAUGUGCAGGGCAUGUGUGAUCUGCUGGCACCUCUCCUGGUUAUCCUUGACAAUGAUCAGCUGGCCUACAGCUGCUUCAGUCACCUCAUGAGGAGGAUGAGCCUGAACUUCCCCAAUGGGGGCGCCAUGGACACUCAUUUUGCCAACAUGCGCUCCCUCAUCCAGAUCCUGGACUCUGAGCUGUUUGAGCUGAUGCAUCAGAAUGGAGACUACACCCACUUCUACUUCUGUUACCGCUGGUUCCUGCUGGAUUUUAAGAGAGAGCUGCUGUAUGAGGAUGUGUUUGCUGUGUGGGAGGUGAUCUGGGCAGCCAGGCACAUCUCAUCCGAGCAUUUUGUGCUGUUCAUCGCCCUGGCCCUGGUGGAGGCCUACCGAGAGAUCAUCCGUGACAACAACAUGGACUUCACUGACAUCAUCAAGUUCUUCAAUGAGCGGGCUGAGCAUCAUGAUGCCCAGGAGAUCCUGCGGAUUGCCCGGGACCUCGUCCACAAGGUGCAGAUGCUCAUAGAGAACAAAUGAGGGCUGUAGCCAGGGGCUGCAUGGAGAGCCUGGGCACCAGGCCCCCGGGCUCCAGCAGGGAGAGGUGCAGGGGCAUUACAGCCGAUUGCUCCAACCCCCAGCUGUCCCUGCCUGCACAGCUGUGUUCCUAACAAAGUGAUUGUGAGCCUGGAUCCGACUCCAGGCUGUGUGGCUCUGCAGGGCUAGUCAGCGCCAGGCUACCCUCAGAUCAGGGAUGAGAUGGGAGGGGUUGGCCUCACAGAGCAGCUGCCUUGGGGCACACCUACUCUGUUCUCCUCUUAAACAACCAGGAAUAGCUCCACUGCCACCUGCAGCCUCAGCCUGGACUGUCCCCCAAUGCCUCUCUUGAAUCAACCUGGGGCCCUCUAGAGCUAGCAGGGACUAUAUAGUGGCCUGGGCCCCUCCUGUCAAGAGUUGCAGGGGACAAUGGGACUCUGUGUGUUCUCUCUCCUGAUAGCCCCUUUGCAGUCCCAGUUGGGGCAGCUAGAACAGCUGCCUUUUAGGGCAUGUGUCCUGGAGACAAGAGACCUAAGCUGCCUUCCAGGCCCUCUCCUAAGAUUCUGGGGCAGUCAGAUGUGGGUCCUGGGUGGGAGAAACCCACCUUAGCAGCACUGCCACCACUUCUGGCCACCUGAGGUGAACUCAAGUGCUCUCCCUACUGUACAGGUCACCUAUGUGUGUCUGUACAGUGUCACUCUUACCUCCCUGUCCUUUCUUUAUGUAUUAGAUAUAUCCCUGAAAAUGUGGAAGUAACAUUCUUGUUAGUUGGAUGAUCUGGAGCACAGCUGGAUCACUAGCUCUCCAGAGGAACCCCAGGUGAUUUUAUACAGAGGCAGUCCUGUCACAGCUUCUUCUCAGGGACAGUCCUGAGCUUAGGAGCAGCUUGUUGCCUGUCCCAGGAAUCUGCCUGUCCCUGGGGCUAAGGGAUGUGGGGGAUGCUUGGUGAAAAGCAAGGCCCACUCUGAUUUCCACAGGCUUCUCAGGAUGCUGAGAGGCCUAGGGACCCAGAAGUCCCUGAGAGGAGCUGCACUUGCAGGGGUGCCAGGAAGGGUGUGGCUCCUGACCUGAGACUUAGGCAUGCUGCUUGCUCUGUCAACCCCACAGCCCCUUCCACUCAGCUCAUGCUAGGCCUUGUCCUGGAGGACAUAUCUGGGUUUGGGGCCUACCCAAAAGUCACCAAGGUAUGCAGACAUCCCACAUUUGGGAAUCAUGAGAAAGCCCAGCAGCUAUUCCGCAACCAGCCCAGCCUUCCCAGCCCACCCCUGUCCUGGGCACUGCACGGCCUGUUUGGGGGCCAGCCCACCCCGUUGCCCACCCGUCUGUGAGUCCUUGGCCUCCACCAAGCAUGGUGGCCAUUGUGUGCCUGCCUUAGUGACUCAGUGGUUUUGUGGAGAGCGGAGUAUAUAUGUUUUUGGCUCAGAAACUAUACUCUUCAGUGUAACCAACCAAUAAAUACAGCAUUUGGCAACA